UACGUUUGGCACUUGUGGCUCUCCGUCUUCGCCCUGUACACGUGACCUACAAAACCUAUAAAUAGGGGUAGCGGGCGCCCAUUGUGUUCACCGGAGAGUCACUGCCGUGGACAACUGAUACUAACAGUAUGGCGUCGACGAGCCGUGGAGAUUCUCUUCCCAAGGUGCAAUGCCCCAAUCACCCCGAUGCACAGCUGGUGGAGGACUACAGGGCAGGAGACAUGAUCUGUCCUGAAUGUGGCCUUGUAGUAGGUGACCGUGUAAUUGAUGUAGGGUCAGAGUGGAGAACGUUCACCAAUGAGAAAGCAACUAAAGACCCGUCUCGUGUUGGUGAUGCUCAGAACCCUCUCCUCAAUGGAGGAGACCUCACCACCAUGAUCAGCAAAGGAACAGGUGCAGCAAGCUUUGAUGAGUUUGGAAAUUCCAAGUACCAGAAUCGGAGAACCAUGAGCAGCUCUGAUCGAGCCAUGCUGAAUGCCUUCAAAGAGAUCAGCACCAUGGCCGACAGGAUCAACCUUCCCAGAAACAUCAUUGACCGAACAAACAACUUGUUCAAACAGGUUUACGAACAGAAGAGUCUGAAAGGCAGAAGUAAUGAUGCGAUUGCUUCGGCCUGCCUUUACAUAGCGUGCAGACAGGAGGGCGUCCCUAGAACAUUUAAAGAAAUCUGUGCCGUGUCUCGGAUCUCAAAGAAGGAGAUCGGCCGUUGCUUCAAGCUUAUCCUGAAGGCUCUUGAGACGAGUGUGGACCUCAUUACAACCGGCGACUUCAUGUCACGUUUCUGCUCCAACUUGGGCUUGCCCAAACAGGUGCAAAUGGCGGCUACUUACAUCGCCAGGAAGGCCGUGGAACUGGACUUGGUUCCAGGGCGCAGUCCAAUCUCAGUGGCAGCCGCAGCCAUUUACAUGGCCUCUCAAGCAUCUGCUGAGAAGAAGACACAGAAAGAGAUUGGGGACAUUGCUGGAGUGGCAGACGUCACCAUCCGUCAGUCCUACCGUCUCAUUUACCCCCGCGCUGCCGAUCUCUUUCCUCCCGACUUCAAAUUCGACACACCUGUGGAUAAACUGCCUCAACUGUGAACACCCAUGUGCCCCACGCUCACCGCUCUUUGUACUUUCAGAAUUUUUGCCCUUUUCUCUUUGAAAUUUGCCUUGAAGGCACAAGCCUUUUGAAAAGACAACGGCAGGAUUCGGCAAAGUGCAGAAGACACAUUCCAAGAUUUAACACAGAUUACAGGCUGUACUUUCAUUUGUGUGUAUAUAAUAUUGUACAUAUGUCCAAGUGGGAAUUUGAUUGGUGGUUCCAACUAGGCAUAUUUCUUACUGUAACAUUUUCUUUUGUAGGAAAUUAUUUUGUUAGCUUGUUUGCAUUAUAUUUAGUAACUUAAUAAAAAAUGCUUUUCAGAAAAGCAUGGUGAACAUCUUGGAAAUCCCCAAAUCAGGUUUACAAAUACCUUGAGAUUUGAAAGCGUGUAGCUCACAAAUGGUUUUAUUCCCUCUUUUUUUUAUUUCACGAGGGAAUUUUUCACGGUAUGAAGUGAGUUUCUGUUUGUGUUUCUGUUCCUGUAUUCGCAGUUCAGUUAUUAUAAAGAUUUUCAUGAAACACCAGAGAA
This is a messenger RNA of Ctenopharyngodon idella (grass carp), 1612 nucleotides long. RefSeq names its product transcription initiation factor IIB. The transcript is spliced from 7 exons. Bases 129 to 1079 code for a protein of 316 amino acids. Gene Ontology annotation, molecular function: RNA polymerase II general transcription initiation factor activity; TBP-class protein binding. The record is from RefSeq and is a predicted model, not a curated record. Gene Ontology annotation, biological process: transcription preinitiation complex assembly; transcription initiation at RNA polymerase II promoter. Gene Ontology annotation, cellular component: nucleus; transcription preinitiation complex. NCBI's taxonomy places the organism in Eukaryota, Metazoa, Chordata, Actinopteri, Cypriniformes, Xenocyprididae.